GUACAAUGCUUGCUGGAUGAGGGCUUCUUGCACUUUAUUUGCAACCCGGCAGAGCUGGUUGGGUAUUGGGAUCAGCUCCUACGAGACUUUCCUCAACACCCUGCAAGCCAGCGCCGCAACAAUAGUUUUCCUAUUUCCCUCUAUGGAGAUGAAGGAUCGGCCCUCAAUGCAUCGUGGAUGACAUUCCACUUUCAGUGUGACCUAAGCCCUGCAUUGACCAACGCUGGAGUUUCGCGCUUCUUGAUCACCACAAUACCUUCGACCCUGUACAUCUAUGACCAGGAAGGGGUCAACUUGACGCUGCAGUCGGCGGCUCGUUCCAUUACAGAGUCGCUCAACAAGCUGUCUACAGAUGGAGUGGUCGUCAGGGAUCGCUCGACAGGAGAGGUUUGUGCUUUCCAUGGCUUCGUCGUCAACUUCAAAGGAGAUUGGAAGUAUUUGGCGCAGUUGUUCAACAUGACCAAAACAGCCCAAAAGGAGGAGGUGUGCUGGAAAUGCGGUGCAACAAAGGGGACCAAUGACCCCGAGUUGUGCUACGUGAACUUGAGCCCUGAUGCACCGUGGCGGGCUGUGGUGACACCUCCAUGGACACAACGUCCGGCCUACGCCGACCUAGUGAAAGAGCACUACUGGCAUGGUGCCAACAUCGAGCUUCGACUAGCCCGUGCGAGUGGCUCUUUGAG
This is a messenger RNA of Durusdinium trenchii, 683 nucleotides long. NCBI's taxonomy places the organism in Eukaryota, Dinophyceae, Suessiales, Symbiodiniaceae. The record is from the annotation of a GenBank genome assembly.